AAGCCAAUGUCGUAUCAUUGUUUUCUCUGACUUGCAGAGAAGGAAACCACUCGACCAGUCCGAUUCAAACCCUAACUAGCUCUACUAAGCCAAGCUUCACCAUCUCCAGUCUCCCAAAUCGACAUUCUUUCUCUCAUAAUUUCCCAAUCUCAAUUCACUCAACCUUUAUUUUUCGUCCAAUCCCAUCUCUUCCUUCCAACAAUUCCUUUUUUCUCAUUUUAGUCCCUGCAGAAGAUGACUCAGGACGUCGAGAUGAAAGAGCUUCCCUCCAAUUCCGUCUCCUCCUCCUCAACUCCUUCCACUCUCCAGCAUUUGAAGGAGAUUGCGUCGUUGAUUGAAACUGGUGCUCAUGCACGUGAAGUGCGUCGGAUUGUACGGGCCGUGAGGCUGACGAUGGCGCUGAGACGGAAACUCAAGGCUCCGGUGCUCUCGGCUUUUCUUAACUUUGUUUUGACUCCUGGAUCUGACGUGCAUACGCGCUUAAUCUUGUUUCUACCCAAGGAAGAUGAUCAUGAGAUGGAAGUUGAUACUGCGUCGUCUGUGACACAAGUGCCUGUGAAACACUCUUUACCUGAGAUAGAGAUAUACUGCUACUUGCUUGUGCUGAUAUUUUUGAUUGAUAAGAAGAAAUACAAUGAGGCAAAAGCUUGUUCGUCAGCAAGCAUUGCACGGCUGAAGAACGUGAAUAGGAGAACUGUUGAUGUUCUAGCAUCCAGACUUUACUUUUAUUACUCUCUUUGCUAUGAACUCACUGGUGAUCUUGCUGAAAUUAGAGGUAACCUCCUUGCCCUGCACCGGAUUGCAACACUGCGCCAUGAUGAACUUGGCCAGGAAACACUUCUCAACCUGUUGCUUCGCAAUUACCUCCACUACAACUUAUAUGAUCAAGCAGAGAAACUGAGGUCCAAGGCACCUCGAUUUGAAGCCCACUCAAACCAACAGUUUUGUCGGUACCUCUUUUACUUGGGAAAGAUUAGGACAAUCCAGUUGGAGUACACAGAUGCAAAGGAAUCCCUCCUUCAAGCAGCUAGGAAAGCACCUGUUGCAGCCCUUGGCUUUCGAGUUCAAUGCAACAAGUGGGCUAUCAUUGUCAGAUUAUUGCUAGGAGAGAUUCCGGAGAGGACUGUCUUCAUGCAGAAAGGCAUGGAGGGGGCUUUGAGGCCAUAUUUUGAGCUGACAAAUGCUGUUCGCAUUGGGGAUUUAGAGCUUUUCAAGUCUGUUGCUGAGAAAUUCUCAAUUACUUUUAGUUCAGACAGGACAAAUAAUCUGAUUGUUAGGCUGCGGCAUAAUGUCAUAAGGACUGGACUGCGGAACAUCAGUAUCUCUUAUUCUCGCAUCUCACUGGCUGAUGUUGCCAAGAAGCUUAGAUUGGACUCUACUAAUCCGGUUGCUGAUGCUGAAAGCAUAGUUGCUAAGGCAAUCCGAGACGGUGCCAUAGAUGCAACAUUGGAUCAUGCAAAUGGGUGGAUGGUAUCGAAGGAGACAGGUGAUAUCUACUCUACUAAUGAACCUCAAAUGGCAUUCAAUUCUAGGAUUGCGUUCUGCCUCAAUAUGCAUAAUGAGGCAGUGCGUGCACUUCGUUUCCCUCCAAAUUCCCACAAGGAAAAAGAAAGUGCUGAGAAGAGGAGGGAGAGACAACAGCAAGAGCAAGAGCUUGCAAAACACAUUGCUGAGGAGGAUGAUGAUGAGUUUUGAUUAAGUAGCAAUCUGCAACUACAACCCUUUGCAUGCACCAUGGAAUCUUUUCAUCUAGUUUUUUAUCUUCCUCUGAAACGUCAGUACAAGCAUUCCUGUUCUAUCAAUCAAGUUGACUUUAAUUUGUGAUCGCUCUUGUUUUUACUUCAUCUUAUAAGGUCUUAAACUUGAGCAACCUCUGAAAUACAUUUUUGAAUUAAUUUCUGGAGUUGCUAUUGCCCA
Molecule: messenger RNA, 1917 nt
Organism: Mangifera indica (mango)
Lineage: Eukaryota; Viridiplantae; Streptophyta; Magnoliopsida; Sapindales; Anacardiaceae
Product: probable 26S proteasome non-ATPase regulatory subunit 3
Exons: 8
Coding region: 235-1695 (486 amino acids)
Biological process (GO): regulation of protein catabolic process; ubiquitin-dependent protein catabolic process
Cellular component (GO): proteasome complex; proteasome regulatory particle, lid subcomplex
Molecular function (GO): enzyme regulator activity
Source: RefSeq, a predicted model, not a curated record